Messenger RNA from Brassica oleracea var. oleracea, 1767 nucleotides. RefSeq lists its product as uncharacterized. Gene Ontology annotation, molecular function: nucleic acid binding; RNA-DNA hybrid ribonuclease activity. Bases 1 to 1638 code for a protein of 545 amino acids. The transcript has 3 exons. Lineage: Eukaryota; Viridiplantae; Streptophyta; Magnoliopsida; Brassicales; Brassicaceae. The record is from RefSeq and is a predicted model, not a curated record.
AUGAGACCAAGCCGGUUAGGCGCUGAGGACAAGUGGGUGUGGACACUUAACAACUCAGGAGCCUACUCAACAAAGUCUGGAUACUAUGAGGCUGUUAAACAACAAAACCAAGAGGGAGAACAACAUGGCAUAAUCCAAGGCAAUCAACAAAACCGACUGCACAACUUCAACUGGAACAAGCAUAUCUGGUCGGUAAAAACGGCGCCAAAAAUACAGGUCUUUCUUUGGAAGAUUAUACAGGAUGCAUUACCUUUAGGAAUGGCGCUGCAGAGGAGGGGAAUCUUAUCACAUCCAGUGACUUGUGCGCGAUGUGGAGCUCCGGAGUCAGCCGAUCACUUGUUCUUACACUGUAGGUUCGCGAGACAAGUUUGGGAUAAUAUCCCACUCACGAGAACUAUAGACAUCGGAACGAACUCCACUUUUGACCAAUGCCUGGCAGCCUCACAUGAUCUGGUAUGCCUCCCUCCGACGGGAGUGUCGGGCAACAUUUUCUCUUGGGUAUGCUGGUGCAUAUGGACAGCAAGGAACCUCCUGGUCUUCGAGGACAGAACACUAGACGCUAAGGACAUCAGCUGCACCUCCAUUAAACUUGCGCGAGAAUGGCAGGAGGCCCAAGCACACAAACCUCUCCCGGCACACAACUUAGGAGGCAACAACUCUCAUAUACGGGAGCUCACAUCGAUGACUGUUUCUACUCUGUUCACAGACGCGGCAUGGAAAGCCCAAGAUAGAACUGCAGGAUGCGGCUGGAUUAUACAUAAUCCACAAGAGAGAGAAACAACGAGUGGCACAUCGACUGAACUCUGUGUCGCAUCACCUUUGAUGGCGGAAGCCUUGGCUGUUCGCGAAGCCCUGCUGCACGCAAAGGCCCUCCAUCUCUCCAAUAUCUGCCUCAAAUCAGAUAACCAAGUGCUUGUCAAAGCACUAAACUCGAAGCAACAUCCGGUGGAACUCUACGGAAUCAACUUGGAUAUCGAGAACCUAUCCUCCUCGUUUUGUUCUAUUUCUUUUGUCCAUGUCUCUAGGAAUUUGAAUUCUGCUGCAGAUGCUUUAGCAAAGUCUGCCAUGAAACACAUUAUGUUCAUGUGCUGUGGAAACUGCAAUCAUAUCUCGGUAUGCUUCUUCUCUCGCAGAAGUGCUUCAGGAGGGUUUAAUUCUCUCGUGCCGUCGGAUAUUCUUGUUCUCGGUCUAAUCGCUGUUUCUCGAUGCGUCUGGCUCCGUCGUCUCGCCGCCGGUAACAGAUCCUCCUCCGGCGGUUCCGGUCAAUCUCCACCACCGCAGGUAGCAGCGGCGAACAAAGGACUGAAGAAGAAAGUGCUCCAGUCUCUCCCCAAGCUGACUUUCUCGCCGGAAUCACCCUCGUCGGAGAAAUUCGCCGAGUGCGCGAUCUGUCUGACGGAGUUCACCGCCGGCGACGAGCUCCGGGUUUUGCCGCAGUGUGGUCACGGGUUCCACUUGUCUUGCAUUGACACGUGGCUCGGGUCUCACUCGUCUUGCCCUUCUUGCCGUCAGAUCUUGGUUGUUGCCAGGUGUCAUAAGUGUGGCGGGUUGCCCGGUAGCUCCAGCUCCGGGUCUGAACCUGAAAUCGUGAUCCGAAUUAAGCAAGGCGAAGAUGAUCCUAACUCCUCCUUGCCCUAAAUUUCUUUUUAGUUUCUUCGUGUGUUAGAUAACUCCAUAAUUUAAAGCAGGUCAUUUUUAGUGGACACUGUUUACUCCCUUAAUGUAUAAUGUUUAUUGUAACUUGUAAAUGUUGUAUGAAAUUAAAAU